UAUUUAAAGGAGUAGCUCUUCGCUCAAUAUUCAGACACCUCUGGAAUAUCAUCCGUAAAGGAAUUACAAUUUUGCCGAGGAAACUUCAUCCUAAAGGUUAUCUAUAUCUUCAUUAACCAUGUCGUUGUGGUUUGCUGUACUUUAUGUAUUAGGUCUUCUGUCUAUAAGCCGUUGCACUUUAGGCUCUGAAGCAAAUGUUCCAACACCGAUUACAUGUGGGACCCGGGCAGCUGAUCUACCAGACACACGUCAGCUGGUGCUCUGCCCGGCAAACUGCUCUCUGUGGAGUCUGUCAGUGUUCGGUUCAGGAGUUUAUGCCUCAAUUUCCAGCAUCUGUGGAGCUGCGAUACACAGAGGAAUCAUAGGUCAAUCAGGUGGACCUGUGGAGGUUCACGGACUCCAGGGCAGGACAAGCUACCUCAGCUCUUAUGCUCACGGUGUCCAGUCUCAAUCUCUUGCACAAUGGAGUUCAUCUUUUACUGUGGCCAGAACAAUUAGCUUGCCUUUGGAAGUGUCUAGCAAAACCAGCAGUUCUGCCACGGCUGCUUCUGGAACAGCCAAGAAACCAGUUAAAGUCCCGAGGAAACCUCCUCCUGCAACACCAAACAGAGAUUGCCCCGUGGAUAUGGCUUUGCUGCUGGACAGCAGUUAUAACAUUGGACAGCGACGAUACAACUUGCAGAAGAACUUUAUAAGUAAACUUGUGUCGACGCUAAAAGUUGGAUCACCGGGACCUCACGUAGGAGUGGUGCAAACCAGCGAGAGCCCUCGAACUGAAUUCUACUUGACAAACUACACUACAGUCAAAGACUUGUCUUUUGCCAUCAAAGAGAUUCCAUACAUUGGGGGCAACACAAAUACAGGUAAGGCAAUACUACACACUGUGAGGAACUUCUUCAAUCCGGAUUUUGGCGUGAGGAGAGGUUACCCACGGGUCAUCGUGGUAUUUGUGGAUGGCUGGCCCUCUGAUAAUGUAGAAGAGGCAGCGGUUUUGGCCAGAGAGUCGGGCAUUAAUGUGUUCUUUGUGUCUGUGGCCAAACCUGCACCCGAGGAGAUGAGUAUGGUGAGCGAACCAGACUUCAUGAGAAAGGUGGUGUGCAAAGACAACGAGUUCUUCACCUUCACCAUGCCCAGUUGGUUCGGAACCAACAAGUUCGUAAAGCCCCUCGCUCAUAAGCUUUGCUCCAUCGAUCAGAUGCUCUGCAGCAAGACGUGCUACAACUCCGUGAACCUGGGCUUCCUGAUUGACGGAUCCAGCAGUGUAGGCGAUGGGAACUUCAGGCUAGUGCUGGAACUUCUGGUCUCCAUCGCACGCAGCUUCGAUAUCUCAGACAUCGGAUCUCGCAUCGGUGCCAUCCAGUUCACAUACGACCAAAGGAUGGAGUUCAAUUUCAACGACUACACCACUAAAGACGAUGCGUUGAAGGCUCUGCAGAACAUCGCGUACAUGAGCGGAGGCACGGCCACUGGAGAUGCCAUCAACUUUGCUGUGCGCAAUCUCUUUAAACCUCGCACGGGCUCUAGCAAGAAGUACCUCAUAAUCAUCACUGACGGACAGUCUUACGAUGAUGUGAGAGUUCCAGCUAUGGCUGCCCAGAGAGAGGGGAUUACCGUGUAUACCAUUGGUGUGGCUUGGGCUCCGAUGGAAGAUUUGAGGGCCAUGGCGUCCGAGCCCAAAGACAGCCAUGUGUUUUUCACUCGAGAGUUUACCGGCCUGGCGCAGUUUCAUCAGCCCAUCGUGCGAGGCAUCUGCAGGGACUUCACAGAGUUUAAUUAGGGAGUGCAACUUAUUUGCGAGAAAUUGAAAACAUGGGCAAAAAUGGGCGAGCUUAAUUAUAAAAGCAUCAUUUUUAUUGUCAUAUUUGGCUUUUCUUACAUAUCUUAUUUAGAACUGAAAUAAGACCAAUAAUGUAGUUUUCGUAUUUAAAUGAAUUGUUCAAGGCAGGGACGGGAUGAUUUUAUUCCUGUGGGAAAAGAUUGCACGGUAAUGCAACAUUUGAUCUUAAAUUGUAUUUGAGAACGUAUCACACAGUAUUUUACGUCAGCCUCUCUUGAGUAAUAUGGAAAAUAUGUCAUUAUUUGUGAUUUGUAAUCUUUGCGAUCCUGUCGACUACGCCAAGAGUUUAAUGUAAAAAAAGGCUCUUUUAUAUUAACUUUGGGAGUCAAGAUUUGAUUCAUGCAAGGUUGUGCAAGAUUUCUUAACAGCAUUAUGAGGAGGAUUUGCAGUGAAACAGCAUCCUCAUGUGCAUUCUGUCGGAAGUACAGUUUUUAUGUAUCAUUUUUUAAAUUUGCUAAUUCACGUCAUUACAUAACUCCAUCUAUGUUAUAUAAUAAAUACAAUAUGGUCCUUCCCAGGGGUACCAAUCAAUAAACAUGCACUGUAGUACAUGCACCACUUCUUCAUCACACGUUCACAAUGUCUGGAAAUGUAUUUGAUUAGCUAGCAAUUUUGAUCAUAUAUUAAGCUACACUAGCGCACCUUUCCCAUCUUUCCCAUAUGCAUGCUUUACUCUCACAUAAAGACAACACAGGGAGGAGGGGGCAUCAGACUGCUUGUACAUUUGUUUUUAAUUUAUUACUUUCCUCUCAAUAAAAGACAAGGUGUUUUUACAACUGA
Paramisgurnus dabryanus is the source of this 2617-nucleotide messenger RNA. RefSeq names its product coagulation factor C homolog, cochlin (Limulus polyphemus) (gene coch). The record is from RefSeq and is a predicted model, not a curated record. Lineage: Eukaryota; Metazoa; Chordata; Actinopteri; Cypriniformes; Cobitidae.